Molecule: messenger RNA, 2606 nt
Organism: Ciona intestinalis (vase tunicate)
Lineage: Eukaryota; Metazoa; Chordata; Ascidiacea; Phlebobranchia; Cionidae
Source: RefSeq, a predicted model, not a curated record
CGUUAAAAUAUAAACUAUAGUUAAUGUGUAAGCUAAGGGUAACUAUCCGUGUUAUAGCACAGUUACUAGAAACAAUACUUAUGUUCUGUUAAUUUUUUGUCUAAGUUAUAAGAAGCUAAAGAAAUGACAAUUAAAACGAUUGCAAUAAUCCCCCAACAAUCUGGUAUUAAAGUUUCUAAGAGCAAAGUUGUUGAAAUAGACAAGGGCAAAACAUUUAAGUUCGAUGGCGCUUAUGUAAACGCUGGCAGCUUUCAGCAAAUUUAUGCCGAUCACUUCACUUCCGCUACCUUGAGUGCUGCCAAUGGACUUAAUGAAUCAUUUAUGCAAUUCAGUAAUGGAUCAGAUGAAGGAGAUGUGUUUCGUACAACCAACACAAGAGUUGGAUUGCUUGAAAUUAUAAUGAAAGAAAUGUUUCAAAAAUUACAACCGAAAGAUGGAAACCCACAAAACUUAGUUUCUGUAUCUAUGGUGCAGGUGACAAAAUCUGGAGAAUUGAAGGACAUGGGGAAUCCCCAUGACAGCCUCUCUAUGUAAAGCUUCAUUCUUCUCAAGGAAUAUACAUCCAUGGUUUGUCACAGAUAGUAUGUGGUGUUUAUCAAGAUGUGGUACGGUUGUAUGAAGAUGGUUGCCAAGCAUCAAAUACACUUAAACUUUCCCCACAAUUCUCACUACUUACUGUGAGGAUCAACAGCAAACCUGGUGGAAAUCCUGGCAAGGGAACUUUGUCUACUUUUCAGUUUGCAAACUAUUCUUCAGAACAAAGAAGCAUGGACAGUGUGCAAGAGUUUUUAAGUUCGAUUGCUCAAAAGAAAGGGAAAGUGUCAGAGAAGCUGGUCACUCGCUCCCACGCCACACAACUCAUGUUCGAUGUUAUGUUAGAAAACAAGAACUGCCAUGUUAUUACUUCAGUGGAUGGUGCUGAUUUAAAAUUGGCCGGAAAGAUUCUUUCCUUGAAUGAGCCUUUGUCUGGGGUUGGUUCGACACCCAAAGUUAACCCAGAUAACAGCUCCAUUGUGAUGCAACAGUUACGACAGGAGAUUGGAGGUGUCCGAGACAGAUUGGCACAGCUUCCUCCACCUCAUAAUAAACAGGAGCUUGCUAGGAUGGAGAAACUCAUGGAGGAUCUGGAAGAAACAAAGAUGUUGGACUGGGAUCAAAUUCUCUGGAAGUCCGAUAAGUUUCUGGAAGAAAGAAGAUCAAACUUUGCUCACAAAGGUUUACUGUGGAUUCUUGAAGCUGUCAGACCUGCUACGAAAGAAAAUGUUCAAAAACUUCAAAGCUUAAAGGAAAAGCUUAUAAAAGAAUGCAAACAACAGCAGUUGGUGACGAACCAGGUGACAUCAGAAUUAAAGGACUUGAUUGACAGUUACACACAACAGAUUAAAUCAGGUAAAAACAGUGAGAGCGAGUCAAAAGCAAAAGUUGCUGCUAUUCAACAAAUGAAAGAUCAUUUUAAAGUAGAAAAUGAAAAAUUUAAAGAUUUGAAAGGGAAGCUGAUUAAUGUAAAAGAACAACUUCAAUUAGAGAUUCAGAAUGGUGUGGAACAAAGUUCAAACAACUUUGAUUCUGCUUUUCAUUCAAUGCAAGAUGAAAGGGAGAAGAUGAGAGAGGAAAACGCUCAACUUGUGGAAGAUGAAUUGGCAAAAAUGAAGAUUGAGGUUGACAGAGCUUCCUCUGAAUUAGACAUGCAGGUCUCUUCCAAAUCAUUGGUCACAUCGGAGCAGAAAGUCUUGGAUAAUGAGAAAGAAUUGGUGAAACUACGAGCUGAGAAAUCUGUGAUGACCGCCCAGCUUGAAGUUUUUAAAAGGGAAUCUGCUCAGAUGGAAGACCACAUGAGGAUUUUGCUUGAAAAACAUAACAAGCAGAUGUCAAUACAACAACUUCAGAACAUGCAGACUUUCCGUGCAUAUCGACAGGUUCAUGAAGAUUUUAAGGUUGAACUUGAAAACAGAUGGAGAAGUUUGUUGGAUGAAGCAAUUCAGGAUGCCGUCUUCCUCAGUGCGAGGAACACAGAGCUUAAAGAAAGAAAUGGACAACUUCAACAAGAACUUGGCAAAAUGAAAGAUGACAGAAGUUUAAAGAAGGGGGCAAAAGCCAUUGGUCUCUAAGAUAUUCAGGACUCUUUUAUAAACAACUCUUCAAUUAAGAUAUGGUCCAACUGCUUCAAAAAAGUAAUUAUUUUUGCACGCAAAUUAUUGAACCUAUUUUAAUUUUCUUGUCUCUUUGCUUAAAUGUACUGCAGUAAUUUUUUCACAUUAGUUUAGAUAUUAUGUAUUUUUUAUGAACGACCCAUGCACUUACUUUUGUAUAUUUUUGUAAUUGUGAGUUUUCUAUUCUUCAUCAUAGUUUAGGGCAGUAGAAUUCGUCUGACCAUGUACAUAGGUUACAAACGUUUAACAUGCUACUUGUGAAACACGACCUUGUUAACCUAACUUGAUGAUCUGUAUUCGUUUCCUAAAUCUUAUAAAUAGGCUUUAAAAUGAUGUGUUGUCAAGUACAGCGAUGAUACGCGUUUACGCACUGUGCUUGUCAGCCGAACACGUAAUAUUCAAUCACUGUCAUUCUAAUCAUUCACACAGUAGAAAUAAAAUUAGAGCUGGUUUUAA